Molecule: messenger RNA, 789 nt
Organism: Botrytis byssoidea
Lineage: Eukaryota; Fungi; Ascomycota; Leotiomycetes; Helotiales; Sclerotiniaceae
Exons: 2
Coding region: 1-789 (262 amino acids)
Source: RefSeq, a predicted model, not a curated record
AUGUCUUCUAGUACUGAAAUUCAGCCUCCGUGGCUUACUUUCUUCACUAAACAAGCCUCGAUACCAUCCGGUCAGGAGUUCGUUCCAAAAAUUUCAAAUAUCUUCAUAGACUUUCUCCUCUCCGAGAACGAUGACGCUGCUGCGAAAGCCGCCAAACAAAUUGACGAUUCUACGCGCGAUUCCCUAAAUUUUGUGUUCCAAACAAUAUACGACUUAGCAGCAUUUAUACCAUACGAGGAUCGUAAACAAGAUAUGUUGUUACAACUUAUAGUUGAGCUUUUGAAACUCCCAAGAAAAACUUUCGAAGGUGCCGACGACAAGGUGAGCAAAGACUUAUUGAGUCCGAAUGAGAUGCACACUGACCUGAUGAGCGAUAGAUUGUCGAGUAAAGUCCUCCAAGUCAAGCAUGAUAUGUGGAAUGCGAGAAAAAGCACGGCAAUCAUCUCUUUGAUAUACAUUGAUACAGAUUUUAGGAUUGUUGUAGCAACUCGAUAUAUCAUUAUCGCUGGAGAAAAGAUUAGGGAGGAUGGCGUUCAAUGGUGGGAUGAGCAUGUUCCGAUUUGGGAAAGGAAACUACAAGAAUUUGAAAAUUGUUAUGAGAAUGGCUUCCCGGAAGUCACCCUUCGUUUUGAGACACCACCUGGUGAGAAAGAUCUCAUCGGCACGGGAGAUCUGGGAAUGGAUGUCCUAGCAUCUGUGAAAGCUGCGAGGGAGAAGUUGAAGGAUAUGCGAGAAGGAGUCCUUGAGCAGGAAAGCAAUGAAGACUUGGCUGGGAAGAAGGAUGAAUAA